Molecule: messenger RNA, 5843 nt
Organism: Mollisia scopiformis
Lineage: Eukaryota; Fungi; Ascomycota; Leotiomycetes; Helotiales; Mollisiaceae
Product: P-loop containing nucleoside triphosphate hydrolase protein
Exons: 6
Coding region: 156-5690 (1844 amino acids)
Cellular component (GO): cytoplasm
Molecular function (GO): ATP binding; nucleic acid binding
Source: RefSeq, a predicted model, not a curated record
CACAAAUCUUUCCACCUAAUUUCGCAACGCCAUAAAACCUCUCAACGCACCUUUGUCCUCCUUGAUCAGGAAGACCGGUCGGGAGAAAAUAUUGCUGUGACUAACAAGACAGAACUGACUACACAGGUCGAGACGCGACCAAUAUCAAGGUCACGAUGGCGACAGAGCCAGAAUAUGAGCUAGUCCGGGCUACCGCGUCAAUCCUUGCGUGGUACGAUAGCACCCGGCCUAUGUACAUUGACCUGGUGGGGGAUUAUGCAGGCAAAGAAUUGUUUCUCGUUGAAGGAGAUUCAUUAUUGCGCGAAUGCUUCGAUGACGAGCGGAUAGACUUCGAUGGGGGUUUCCAACUUCUUCACGCUGUCUAUGUGGUAGAACGCUUUCUGGAGAAUCUGAUCAAGCGACAUUGUCAAUUUCAUGUUGCUUUCUUCGAUGAAAAUGCUCAACUAUGUGUUCCCCUCGGAAAAUCUGACGCUCAGCGUGCCCGAUAUCUACUGGCCAGGGCCGUGAUCAAACGCCAUCUGAUGAUUCGCCUGCCUAAAUCACACCCCAGUGUCCUGGUAAAGAGCUUCCCGUCUCUCCACAGUUCGGAAUUCAGCGAAUACCUUCAGGAUUCUCCGAUCCAUUUUGUCAUGACCCACGAUGGAUCGAGCAAGGAGUCUAGAUUCGCUGUUGAAACGCCUGAAGGAGAAGAACAGGAACUACGACGAAUUCCCAAGGACGAAAAGUACACCAAGCGACUGUUCCGCGGGAUUAUAUGGUGGUUCAACACGCACAAGCUGAAUGUUGCUCUGAUCAACCGCAUUGAGUUCAGAGACUCCAAGGUAUUCACUAUGAUUGUGGAGAGCUUUAGACCUUCCAGCAGGGAGAAGCUGGUCAUGACUUCGAGCUUUGUCGAUGCGAUCAAAGCCACGCAAGACCAACUGAAUGCGUUACAUCCAGUAGCGGAAUUUCCGUUUGAGAACUCAGAUAUGAAGCGGCUCUCGGACGCAAUGGGAGACGAGGAAAUCAGUGAGAGCUACUGCUUGUCGAUCUACGGUGUUUCGAGACUAUUGAAGCAAGAGGAUUGUGAUGAAUUCCUGGCAUCUGCAUAUAUUCUGCACAGCAUUGCUCUAAAGCAUAUGCCAAUCUCGCAACGACGACUUCCACUGGUCACUUUCGAUGAUGACUUUGAGGAGCAAAUCAACCAGUUCUUGACCAGUCUUUCCAUGAUUAUUCGCUGCGCCAUUGACAGCCCAAAAUGGCCAACCUUUAUGGACCACGAAGACAUAGAGCUUGGAGCCGUGGAUAUCAUUGAUGGACGACUAUUUCGAGCAGUUAUCCAAGCGAUGUGUGACGGCUCAUUAAAGGGUGUCGUUCCUCGAGCUGCCCAGCCUGACUGGGAACUCCUUUCCGGUCUCAUUGCAGACUUAACAGACGAUGAGCUUUCGAUCGAUGGAAGUCCAGAGCCAACAUCUUCGAAGACCUCUGCAACAAAAUCGGACUUUGUAGUGAAGAACGAAAACUUAUUCGUGCUACCAUUUUCGAAUCCUGUUCUGGAUAAACAUCUAGAAUGUAUCCAUGUCGAGACGGACAAGUCACUGCCGAGACGCUUAGGUGCUCUGAAAAUAUACCGAGAGACUACUCAUUGGCACAAUCAUAGGAAGCCACUUGAUGUAAAGACAGGCCCUCCACAAAAAGUUUCGAAAUGGCGUAAUCCUCUUCGCACCAACCAGUUUUACAUGAAGGAGAUGACUACUUACGCUGCAAGCUUGACCGGCGCCAAGGGCAAGGCAUUAGAACCCGAGACAGUAACUGUUGGACCCAAGCAACUGAUCAAGUUUGCCGACGAGGUACCCGAGAAGAGUGCUUCAAAAUCGAAAAAGGAAUCUGCAGAGCCCCAGAAUAAGGGUGGCCCAGCCAAGAAAGGGACGAAGAAAGGCGCAGCCGGCCUAUCUAAGAAGGACCAGAUGAUCGCCGAUAACAAGGAGCGAAAGGGAGGUGCAGAGUCGGAUAAGGCUUUCGCAGCUUGGUCAACUGUCAUGAAGGAUCUUGAUGCCGUAUCUGACGAGCAAGAUCGUUACUUGCGGACCAUUCAAUACCUCAACAACCUCGAUGCUGCUAAGACGACAUAUCUCGAGACCGAUAUUUACACAUAUGUUCUUCAGUCGCUUCUAAACUGGUGGGCUUCAUAUUGCAAGGUUGACAAGAAGAACCAAGGGUACCAUGUUGUGGCCCUGAUAUGGACCACAAUUCGAUCAAUAUGCACGUCAAAGGCGCCAGUCUCCAAGGAUACUGUUCAGCAUAUGACGAAGAUUUGCACCCUCCUUGGAAUUCCAGAUUCGAUGGAUUCAUACAACCCUUCACCAUCUGAUCGAACGCUUUCCUUUUACUUCAAGUUUCCGCCAAUCACCCAGGACAUCCGCAUUACAAUGAGUCAAACCGAGUUCCAACUCGACUAUUGUGGUCCUUACAUGGAUCGUAUGCUAGAUGCUAAGCCAGAUCCACGAGUAGGCAGCUUCGUUCCCGAUGGGUGGCAGAGAGACGUUUUGGAUCAGCUUGACGCCAAUAAGAGUGUCUUUGUCGUUGCCCCCACCUCUGCAGGAAAGACAUUCAUUAGUUUCUAUGCCAUGGAGCAAGUUCUUCGUGCUGACAACGAUGGCGUUCUGGUUUACGUUGCGCCAACCAAGGCACUCGUAAAUCAAAUCGCUGCUGAAAUCCAAGGACGGUUUUCGAAGAAGUUUCCGGUUCCUGGUAAAGGUGUCUGGGCGAUUCACACCAGAGACUACCGUGUCAACAAUCCCACUGGUUGCCAGAUUCUGGUCACAGUUCCACAUAUCCUUCAAAUUAUGCUGCUCUCGCCUUCGAAUGCCAAGUCCUGGGCCCCGAAAGUCCGCCGUAUCAUCUUCGAUGAAAUCCACUGCAUUGGACAGGCUGAAGAUGGUGUUGUAUGGGAGCAACUCUUGCUGUUGUCACCCUGUCCGAUUGUUGCUUUGUCUGCGACAGUUGGAAAUCCAGCACAAUUUAGCGACUGGCUCACUGUUACGCAGAAGUCGUCUGGUUCCGAGUUGAAGAUGAUUCAGCACGGUACUCGAUACUCUGAUCUGAGAAAGUAUAUGUACCAGCCUCCACAAGCUUUCCGCUUCUCGGGCCUUGGCACGUCCUACGGUGUUGGCCUCGGUCUCGAUGGACUUGACGGAUUCAGUGCCUUCCACCCAGUUGCUAGUCUUGUCGAAAAAUCGAGAGGUAUGCCAGACGACUUGGCACUCGAACCUCGCGACUGCCUAUCACUUUGGAAGGCCAUGGUAAAAUGCCAGACCGAGAAGUAUCGCGUCCCAGACUCGAUCAGCCCUUCCAAGUCUUUACCGAAGUGUAUUCGAAAAGCGGACAUUUUUGCUUGGGAGAAGGCAAUCAAGAAAGUUCUUUUGCAAUGGAUGGGUGAUCGCAAUUCCCCUUUCGACAAGGUUGUUCAAGAAUUAUCUAUGCUGAAGAUCACCGGCGAGACGGAGCCAAAUCAACCUCCAUCAUCGACGACCUCCUCCGUGACCGAGGGAGACCACUUGGACAAGCAUGAUCUGAAGUCUACAACUCUGCCACUACUGUACCAAUUGCACAAGAGACGCGCUUUACCUGCUAUUCUCUUCAACUAUGACAGAAGCCAAUGUGAAGACAUUGGCUGCGCAGUCUUAGCCCAACUUGUCGAAGCAGAGACACGCUGGAAAGAGGGUCCACAAUGGAAGAAAAAAAUGGAGGGCUACGAAAAGUACCAGCAACAAAAGGACAAGAAGUCUCGAAAGCCCGUGAAGCCAGUGAAGAAGAGCAAGGAUGAUGAAGAAGACGGCGGCUCUAAGCUAGAUCGUAUGCGCGACGAGUCAUCCGAAGGAGCUUCUGUCUAUGAUCUGUUCGAUCCUGAAGAGCCCCAAGCCGAGUUCAGUUUCGCCAAUCCGAAGCAGCUUCAGAAGGCCGAACUACACGAGUACGUCAGAGCAUUGAGAUGGAAGAAUGUCAGAGAGGAGCUCAUUAAAUUGCUAAGACGUGGUAUCGGAGUCCACCACGCUGGUAUGAACAGAAAAUACCGCCAGUGUGUUGAAAUGCUGUUCAGAAAGGGUUUCUUGAGAGUCGUGAUCGCCACUGGUACUCUCAGUCUGGGUAUCAACAUGCCUUGUGCGACUGUUGUCUUCAGUGGAGAUUCUGUUUUCUUGACUGCACUGAACUUCCGUCAGGCGGCUGGUCGUUCUGGUCGUCGUGGUUUCGAUUUGCUUGGUAAUGUUGUCUUCCAGGGCAUUCCAACAGCGAGAGCUUCUAGGCUUCUGAGCUCAAGAUUGCCUGAGAUGACAGGUCACUUUCCGCUCACGACCACCCUGGUCCUUAGACUGUUCACUUUGUUGAAUGACUCUGGAAACUCGAAGUAUGCAGUACAGUCCGUCAAUGCUCUACUCUCGCAGCCAAGAUUAUACAUGGGUGGACAGAGUUUCAAGGAACAGGUCUUACAUCACUUGAGAUUCUCUAUUGAAUAUCUACGAAGAAAUGACCUUCUUGGCCCGAAUGGCGAGCCGGUGAACUUCACCAGCUGUGUCUCCCACCUGUAUUACACCGAGAACUCCAGUUUCGCUUUCCAUGCACUCUUAAAGGGUGGCUUCUUCCACACGCUCUGUGCCGAUAUUGAUACAAAGACUACCAUUGUUCUGUAUCAGAUGAUGCUAGUUCUCAGUCACCUGUUCGGUCGUAGAGUCGUUCGUGAGAUCGACGAUCCCGAGCAAGCUGAGAAGAUCAAGCGAUCGUCAUCUAUGGUGUACUUGCCUGCUAUGCCAGAAGAAGCUGCGAAUAUUCUUCGUGCCCACAACAAGGAUACCCUGGAUGUUUUCACCACUUAUGUGAAGACCUUCGCAGAGCAGCACGUGAAAGAAGAGGAGCGCCGUCUGCCCCUCACCCAUGUACCUGUGGGAAAGAUUUCGUCUGCUGCAAACGGGAAGACAAGCAACGGGCACGCAAAAGCCAAUGGAACUGCCGAAAAGAAGCAACCAGAUGCGAUGGACUUCCUUCCCAGUCUCCCCAGGCCGCAUGCACGUUCCGCAUUUGUUGCGCUGUCAGGUCUCGGAGAUACCUUCUCCACGAUCGAGGAUCUGUGCUCAUCCACACCAGAAGGUGUGUUCCUUGAAGCAGCUGUCGUCCCUCAUCUUGAGCUUCACCCCGACGAGACGAGAUCCCCACUCAACGCUUACCUGCUGGAUUUCUACAUGCAUGGCUCGGUCGUCCCACUCGAUGUUGCCAAUGGUAUCCGCAAGGCCGAUGUCUGGUUUCUGCUUAAUGACUUCUCCAUGAUACUCGCCACGAUCACGACUUCUCUCGCUAUCUAUCUCGGCCUUGACUCCGGAACUGAUCCCGAAAUGCUUGACGUGAUGGGCUCAGGAGACGCAGCCGAGAACGACGCUGACGAGAAGGUCGCCGCAGAAACUAUUCCCGACGCACCAGUCGCCAAUAAGACUGUCACUCCAGACCAAACGUUCCAACCCAAGAAGAACAGAAAGGUCGCCGAGGACUGGGAUGCAGGUGAAGAUGCUUUAGUUGCCGAGGAGGACUUCUUGAAGAGCAGGGUGGGCAAGGAAAUGGAGGGGACAGAUGAUGAGGAAUAUGAGAAAUUGAUGAAUGUCUACAAGGCUUUUAAGAAGUUGAAGACUGAGUUUGACGAGAAAUUUUGGGCUAUCUUUGCCUAGAUUCUUUGUUGGGUGGGACGGGGCGUGGAGAAAAAUUGGUAUCUGCAUGGGAAGAUCGACGCAUGUUGGAGUGCUGGUUCUGUUGGAUUACUUACGUACAGCGUAUUGUGGAUAUGAUAGACUAUGAUAGAGAUAGAUAAAUUGAUUCUUGAG